AUGAGGCCGAUGAACUGGAGCACUUGGUGACAUCGCGCACAGAAUCCGUGAACAUCGACCACCCGAACCACGUCGUAACUGUGACCACCAUUAGUGACCUGGACCUCUCAGGGGCACGCCAGCUGGGACUGACCACCCCUGUGGGAAAAAAUGAUGGGUCAGAAGAAGAGAAAGGGGAAGAGGUGGCGAGCAAGCCUGUAAGAACAAUGCCAAAGAAAUCCAGAAAUCCCUUGCUGUCUGAAAAGAUCUCUUCUCUUACUGCCACGCUGCACAUGCACAGCCGAAAAAAGACGAGAGGAAAGAGACUCCAACGUGGGCAAGGCCUGCGCAAGAAAAUCCAGAAAUGCAGCAAGGGGCGAACCACCAAGACUCAGCGGCGGCGGCUGACGGGCAAAAUGGGCCGCGACCAAGAUUAA
Apaloderma vittatum (bar-tailed trogon) is the source of this 416-nucleotide messenger RNA. It is a transcript of the gene NOL12, whose product is annotated as nucleolar protein 12. Gene Ontology annotation, cellular component: nucleolus. NCBI's taxonomy places the organism in Eukaryota, Metazoa, Chordata, Aves, Trogoniformes, Trogonidae. The transcript has 3 exons. Gene Ontology annotation, molecular function: RNA binding. The record is from RefSeq and is a predicted model, not a curated record. The annotation marks the transcript as partial.